AAAGAUGGCUGACGAUUUCAUCAUUCAUAGAUAACCCAUCUAUAUCAUUUCACCUGAGUGAAGUGAAGCUAUAGUGCCUUAAUAAAAUCGUCGGUUAUACAUCGAAUAAUCUAUGAACCCAUCAAUUGUUAUAAUUCUAGUUAAUUACGUGUCCAACGAACGUCUCCAUUUGUAACAUCUUCUGCCAAAACUUAUCGACAGUCACGUCAGAUUAAUCAACCCAUCUCCAACGGAAUUUUACACACAAACCAUGUAUUCCAGAAGAUCAACUACUAAACGAAAAAGUACAAUUCAUCAGGAUUCAAUUUCAACAAAAAAGAAAAAGAAUUCAUUAUCUGGGUUAACGUUGAAACCAAUUUACCAACAAACGCUCGGUUCUGGAAGUGUUUUCACUGGUGGUUCCAACAAUGAAGGUCAAUUAGGAAUAACAGAACGGCAGCUAUGUAAAAUACCAACGUUGGUCGAAAAUCUAACCGAUAUCGUUGAUAUAUGUGCCGGUGCAAUGCACACGUUAUGUAUUGAUAAAAAUGGCAAAGUUCAUAGUUGGGGCUGUAACGAUGAACUCGCUCUUGGUCGCGAAACUACCUCUGAAACCGAAGCAAUUCCUGGUGAAGUGAAUCUCGACGAGAAAGUGGUCCAGAUUACAGCCGGAGAUUCACAUUCAGCUGCACUUACCGAAACUGGCAAAGUUUACGCUUGGGGAUCAUUCCGAGAUUCUCACGGUGAAAUGGGUUUGACACCGGAAGGAAAACCAAAGAUGCCAACGUUGAUAAUGAAUAACGCUGCCAAAAUCGCAUCCGGUGCGAAUCAUUUGCUUAUACUUUCGACAGAAGGAUUAUUAUACAGUCUAGGAUGCGCUGAGCAAGGCCAACUUGGCAGAAUAUCAGUUAGAUUUGCCGAUCGUGGUUCUAGAUGUGGAUUAGGAAACUUUUUAAAUCCACGGAUAAUACACGCACUUCGGAAGAAAAAAUUCGAUGAAAUUUGGGUGGGUAGUUAUAAUUCUUUUGCCAGAGAGCACUCUACAAGCCAUAUUUAUUCCUUCGGAUUAAAUAAUUACUAUCAGUCGGGAUUAGAAGAAGAAAAAAUCUAUCCAUGGCCUGUGGUCAGUAAACCGUUUUCAACGAAUAAAAAAUGGGUAUCUAUAUGCGGUGGUGAUCAUCAUACGCUCUCUUUAGAUAAUACAGGUACAACGUAUGUCCUGGGAAAGAAGGAAUACGGUAGAUUGGGCUUAGGAGAAUAUUGUGACGACGUACAAGAACCCACUGUUAUACCAGGUCUAAAAAAUGAAGAAAUUACUUCGAUAUCUUGCGGAAGUUGCGUUUCAUUCGCACUUACAAGAGAAGGAGAAGCCUAUGGUUGGGGCAUGGGUACGACUUACCAAUUGGGUAAAGGCAGUAAAAAAGACAACCACGAACCCAAACUCGUCAGUGGUGAGCAAAUGCAGGAUUAUAAAAUAAUUAAAGUCUGCAGCGGCGCCCAACAUACCGUAUUUUUGGCUCAAAGGAAAACCUGAAAAAGAAAAAAAUUGAAUUAAAAAUGGAAAAGUAACUUCGAGAAAAACAAUGAAACAUCUACUAACGGUAAAAUUAAGACCUAAAAACAAAAAUAUAAUUAAAAAUGGGAAAAGUUAAUUUGAAAAAAAAUCGAAAAAACAACAAAAACUUUUGCUCCGACCAUACUCCGUUGUAAGUUUUUUAGUUUCCGCCCAGGAUGUAAAACUGAUUUUCUAAUUAAUAAUAUUUCGUUUAUUCGUUGUAUUUCUAAGUACCUUCCUACUGUUUAUUUCAAAAAUUUCAUUUCUUAUUACCAAUUAAGUGAUAAAUAUCAUUAUAAAUACAAUUUAUGAUUUUUUUUUGUUCUUUUACUUUUUGUACUGAUUUUCUAGUUAUUAAUAUUUCGUUUUUCGUUGUAUUUCUUAGUACCUUCCUACUGUUUGUUUUAAAAAUGGUAAAUAUCACCAUAAAUUAAAUACAAUUUAUGGUUUUGUUUUUUGUUCUUAUUGUACUGAUUUUUUAAUUAUCAAUAAUAAUAAUAAAAAAAGUAUAAAAUGAAAAAAAGGGUCAA
Molecule: messenger RNA, 2064 nt
Organism: Planococcus citri (citrus mealybug)
Lineage: Eukaryota; Metazoa; Arthropoda; Insecta; Hemiptera; Pseudococcidae
Product: regulator of chromosome condensation-like
Exons: 8
Coding region: 251-1513 (420 amino acids)
Cellular component (GO): cytoplasm
Molecular function (GO): guanyl-nucleotide exchange factor activity
Source: RefSeq, a predicted model, not a curated record